Messenger RNA from Cylindrotheca closterium, 801 nucleotides. The record is from the annotation of a GenBank genome assembly. Lineage: Eukaryota; Bacillariophyta; Bacillariophyceae; Bacillariales; Bacillariaceae.
AUGACAGACACGAGUAACAGAAAGCGCAAGCUAGAGUCACAAGAGGACGACAAUGGAGCAUCCUUUCCUCCUCCCUUCACCACAAAGACAUUGGAGCAACGAUUGCGGAAGGGAAUCAUGGUGCAAUCAGGUGGCCAAAAAGGUUCCUUAACUCGCUGUGUCCAAAAGUAUGCCUUGUUGACAGCAGAUGCGUCAAAGGAAAGUGGCAACAAGGAUGAACUUCUCCGGGAAUUUCUCCAAGAACUCCAACUGUAUCGAAUGGAUCUUACCCGAAGUGUCUUGUUGAAUCGCAAUUUGACAAAGGAGAUCAAGGAAAACCAAGCAGUCGAAGAGACCUUGAAAGAAGAGAUUGAAGAGACUAAGACCAAGGUCCAUGAAUGUCAACAGCAAGCAAAACGAGCCAAGCAAGUCCAAUCUUGUUUUAUGGAGUACGAGACACUUUCCAAAUUGGCCAAUACCUGUCUGGCGGAUUCGCCGGAAAUCCAAAGCACGAGACAGCUCAAGAACGAGAUUGCACGAGUGAAACAAGAAAUUUCCAGCAAUCAAAAGGAAGAAGCCAAAUUGGAUUCUGUCUUAGCAGUAAGAAAAAGUCAAUUUCAUUUGCUCAUUCAAUGCAUGCUCGACCUGAAGCGAUCCUUGGACAAUGAUGAAGUGGAGGAUGCAGAAGACGAUAGUGGAGAGGACGAUAACAAAGGGACGGAAGGGGGUGAUGGGGACGAAGCUCGGCCGAUGGAAGUUGACGGUAAUGACGAUGAGGACGGUGCCCUUGACGAUGACAAUCUAUACGGUGAUCUCGGCUAA